This is a messenger RNA of Lodderomyces jiufengensis, 933 nucleotides long. RefSeq names its product ribosome biosynthesis protein (gene MAK16). Bases 1 to 933 code for a protein of 310 amino acids. The record is from RefSeq and is a predicted model, not a curated record. Gene Ontology annotation, biological process: maturation of 5.8S rRNA; maturation of LSU-rRNA. Lineage: Eukaryota; Fungi; Ascomycota; Pichiomycetes; Serinales; Debaryomycetaceae. Gene Ontology annotation, cellular component: nucleolus; preribosome, large subunit precursor. The transcript has a single exon.
AUGUCUGACGAAGUUAUAUGGCAGGUAAUAAAUCAUCAAUUUUGUGCAUUCAAAAUAAAAACUGAUAAAAAUCAAAAUUUCUGUAGAAAUGAAUACAAUGUAACAGGUUUAUGUUCAAGACAAUCCUGCCCUUUGGCGAACGCAAGAUAUGCAACGGUUAAAAAUGUUGAUGGAAAAUUAUACCUAUAUAUGAAAACUGCAGAAAGAGCACAUAUGCCAAAUAGAUGGUGGGAAAGAAUUAAAUUAUCUAAAAAUUAUAAUAAAGCAUUAAAACAAGUUGAUCAUCAUUUAUUAUAUUGGCAAAAGUUUUUAGUUCACAAAUGCAAACAAAGACUAACAAGAUUGACACAAGUUGCAAUAACGGAGAGAAGAUUAGCAUUAAACGACGAAGAAAGAACAAUGGUUGGUAUAGCACCAAAAUUGAAAAGAAGAGAAGAAAACAGAGAAAGAAAAGCAUUAGCAGCAGCCAAGAUUGAAAAAGCAAUAGAAAAAGAAUUAUUAGAAAGAUUGAAAAGUGGUGCUUAUGGAGAUAAACCAUUAAAUGUUGAUGAAAAUAUUUGGAAAAAAGUAUUAGGAAAAGUUGAUGAAGUAGAACAAGAAGAAGAAUUUGAUGAUGAAGAAGAUUUUGAAUUAGAAAGUGGUGAUGAAGAAGAAGAUGAAAAUGAUAUGGGACAAGUUGAAUAUGUUGAAGAUUCUGGAGAUGAUGAAAUUGUUGAUAUGGAAGAUUUAGAAAAAUGGUUAGAUGAUUCGAGUGAUAACGAUAGUGAUGAAGAAAGUGAUGAUGAAAGUGAUGAAGAAGAUAGCGAUGAUGAAGAUAAUACAUCAAGAAAGAGAAAAGCUGAAGAUAAUAAAUCUAAACAAAAGAAAAAAAGAAAACCAAGAGUUGAGAUUGAGUAUGAAGAAGAACCAUUACAAACUAAUAUAGCUGUAUAG